AUAAAAGAAGACGAAAAAGGAAAUCGUCGUGCGGCGUCCGCUCGUCGUCGACUCGCGAGUUCGGCCGCCGCCACCGCCGCCGCCGCCGCCGCCGAUCCCCAUCCAUCCCGCGAGCAAGCAAGGGCGCAGGCAUCCUGGAACACCAUUUUGAAGUAUCAUAAAUUGAAAGUGAGUUAGCACUCAGCACUCAGGCACAUAUGGGCAUUGGAUCAACGCCAACCAGGACCAGAAACAAAAGUCUAGUGCAAGUCAGCUAGUAACUGAACAGGCCUCACUCGUGUGCCACUGCCCAAACUGGCAGAUCUUGAUAGGUGGCUUUGCAAUCUUUGGCCCCCUGAACCUGUCCUUCUCCAUGGCUGGGGCCACCACCACCUCCUCUCCCCUGCGGAGGAUGGAGUCUGUCUGCCGCCACCUCCUCCCAGCAUCACCGCCUAUCCUUUACCAGAAUCCGUUAGGUGCCAUCAGGCUGGAGUCAUCUCCAGUGAUUAUUGGGGGGAUGGUGCUGGACAUCCAUGCCAAGCCAUCCAUGCAGCCGCAUCCUGGAACGACUGUGCCUGGGAUGGUUAAGUACGUCAGUGGGGGAGUAGCAAGAAAUAUUGCCGAGUGCAUUUGUAAGCUUGAGACUCGACCAUUCAUGAUUAGUGUUGUUGGAAAUGAUAUGGCAGGGGAUUUCCUUUUGAAAUACUGGAGGUCGGCUGGACUAUGUACAGAUGGAAUACUGCAGAUUGAUGACGUAACAACCCCAAUAGUAUCAAAUGUGUUUGAUGGGAGCGGUGAAUUAAUUGCUGGCGUUGCAAGUGUUGGGGCAGUUGAAAAAUUUCUCUCUCCUAGCUGGAUAUGUCAGUUCCGUCUUCAUAUCUCCACUGCACCUCUACUAAUGCUUGAUGCAAAUUUAUCUCCUGAUUCACUUGAAGCCGCCUGCAAAAUAGCACAUGAAUCAGGAGUGCCUGUGUUUUUUGAGCCUGUCUCACUUGCGAAGGGUUCAAGGAUUGCACCAAUUGCAAAAUAUAUUACUUACACUUCCCCAAAUGAGAUUGAGCUUGUGGCAAUGGCAAAUUCAUUAUCUCCUCCUGAGAAAUAUACUUUUGUCAAAAUGGAGCAGUCCAAGAACAAAGCCAAAGCUGUAGAGUAUUUGUUUGAAAUGCUCAGCCCAGCAAUGUUUUUCCUCCUCGAAAAGGGCAUAAAGUUUCUUCUGGUGACGCUUGGCUCAAAUGGUGUUUUUGUUUGUUGCAAAGAGAGCACAAGUUUGAUGGACCAGCGAAAGUCUGAAAUGAUGUCUUUCUCAACUCCACUACUUCAAAAAUUGGAGCGAUGUUUUCCAUCUAACAUGCUUGUAGAUUUGCCUAGAGAAGGCUCUUCCAGAACAUGUGUUUUUCAUUUUCCUGCAGUAUCUGCCUCAGUGGUUAGCCUCACAGGUGCUGGUGAUUGUUUUGUUGGUGGAGUCAUUUCAGCUCUAUGUGGAGGUUUGGGUAUGAUGCAAUCUGUUGCGGUUGGGAUUGCUAUAGCAAAAUCAUCAGUGGAAUCUGAAGCUAAUAUACCUGAUAAGUUUUCUGCUGCAACUAUCGCAGAUGAUGCAAGAAGAACAUUGCUAUCAGCUAAAAUGAUGUGGUGCAAAUAACCAUUGGUGUUAUCUCGUGAAAGUCUUGGUGGGCAUGUAAUUUCCUAAUACCGUUUGUUGAUUAGGCUAUAUAUAUAUAUAUAAGGCUGAGUGUGGAUUCAGGUCGUGGGCUGGUGACAACUUAGCAAGUUUAAUGUAGUAGAUUAAGGAGCACGGCAGGUUUCUAAAUUUGUUUGCAUGUACCUAUGCCUUUAUACUUCGUCAGUUUCUGUAGGCUAGUGAUGAUGCCACGUUUGCAUCUGUAUGAUAAUGUCACAUCAGCGUCACGUAGGAUCUCGAAAAUGGUCGUGGCAAUCUUGAACCAGAAUGAUAUAUUUUGUGGUACUAGGAGUUCUGGUGGA
Molecule: messenger RNA, 1959 nt
Organism: Oryza sativa Japonica Group (Japanese rice)
Lineage: Eukaryota; Viridiplantae; Streptophyta; Magnoliopsida; Poales; Poaceae
Product: pseudouridine kinase
Molecular function (GO): kinase activity
Source: RefSeq, a predicted model, not a curated record